AUGAAGACUCUUAAAGUUUCACUUAAGGCACAUUCAGAUACGAGGUGGGCUUCUAAAGCCAAAGCUGUAAAUGCCUUGAACUCACAAAUUAAAGGUGUUCAAAAAGAAUUAAAUGAGAUCAGUUCUUCAUCACUUAACUCUGAGACAAAAACAAAUGCUAAGACUUUGCUCGCUUGUAUUGAUUACGAAUUUUUAUGUUUUUUGGAGGCUUGGGAUCAGAUUUUAAGUAAAAUCAAUCGAGUUAAUCAAGCGCUGCAAUCGAAAACUUUGUCAUUAGAGAAAGCGACUAAACUCAUUGAUGGGCUGAUCAAUUCGAUCAAUGAACUUCGUGACUCUGAUUUGGAAAAUGCUUUCGAUUGCGCCAGAGAGACGACUGUAAAAAUGGGUAUCCCUGAGAACGUGAAAGAAUCAAGAACAAGAAAGAAAAGACGAUUAGAACUCGACGAGGACGAAGAUGAUGGUCCAAAUUUAACAAAGAUUCAAAAACUUCGAACACCGAUUUUCGAAUCUAUUGAUGCCCUUCUCUCACAACUCACUUGGCGAUACAAAAAAUUUACGCGCAUUUCUGACGAUUUCGGAUUUCUCUCUGGUGAUCGUCUUAGUACCAUGGAACCCGAAGAUCUGAAAAAAAAUGCUACAGAUUUAGCUCUCAAAUAUAAAGACGAUCUCAGUACUCUUGAACUCUGCAGUGAAAUAGUCGAUUUUAAACAAACUGCAUUGAAAACUGUAGAAGAUCUAGAAAAUGCAUCUCUGCUGGAUUUACUUCAAAUGAUUUAUGAUUUCGAACUUCAAGAAUCAUAUCCUAAUAUAGCUAUAGCUAUUCGUAUAACUCUACCAGUUUCAAUUGCUUCGAGUGAGCGAAGUUUUAGCAAACUGAAACUCAUCAAAAACUACCUUCGCUCGACGAUGAGUCAAGAACGAUUAUCUAAUAUGGCGAUACUUUCCAUCGAAAAAGGACUUACAAGCAGUUAA
Anastrepha ludens (Mexican fruit fly) is the source of this 972-nucleotide messenger RNA. RefSeq lists its product as uncharacterized. The record is from RefSeq and is a predicted model, not a curated record. Lineage: Eukaryota; Metazoa; Arthropoda; Insecta; Diptera; Tephritidae. The coding region runs from base 1 to 972 and encodes 323 amino acids. The transcript has a single exon. Gene Ontology annotation, molecular function: protein dimerization activity.